AUGUUCGACGUCAAAUUACCGCUCGAAAAGGAGACUGCGUCGCCUUAUUUGGAUCAAUCAUUGCGUUCGUGGAUAAAGCUACAAAAGUGCAGCGAGGAAGCUUCUGUUCUUUUGGAUGGCGAGAGUUUAGAUAUCCCGAGUGUUGUCGCUGUUGCCAGAUAUCAUGGGAGAGCCGCCGUCAACUUGGAUGGCAAUAUUGUCGAACGAGUCAAUUCUAGUGUCAAAUGGCUUCGGGACUACCUCGCAAAAGGUUAUGAUGUCUACGGCGUUACCACCGGGUUUGGCGGCAGUGCUGAUUCGCGCACUCUGGAUUUCCAUGGCCUUCAGGCUGCUCUGCUACAACUAACGCAAACGGGGAUCCUGACUGAAUCCGACUUCUCACCCGAAAAGGCCAGCUACGAUACUGGAUUCCACAGCAUGCCAGUCACCUGGGUGCGAGCCACAGUCAUUGUUCGUUGCAAUCACUUGCUCCGAGGACACUCUGGCGUGAGAUAUGAGAUUAUCGACAAUCUUCUCAAGCUGUUGGAUCUUGGAAUGACUCCAGUCGUCCCAUUGCGAGGUUCCAUCUCCGCAUCUGGAGAUCUGAUGCCGUUGGCCUACAUUGCUGGUAUCCUCGAAGGCAAUCCGGAUAUCAAAGUGCACUGGGAUAAGGACAGGCAAGGGGCUCCCAUUGUCAUCUCUGCACCGCAAGCUUUGAAUAUCGCUAAGCUGAAUCCGAUUAUCUUGGGCCCUAAGGAAGGGUUAGGCCUGCUUAACGGAGCGGCAGCGUCCGCAGCAGUGGCAAGUCUGGCCGUGUAUGACACCAAUCACCUCGCUACCCUCUCUCAAGUCAUUGUUGGAAUGUCCUGUGAAGCGUUACUAGGCAAUGCCGAAAACUACCACCACUUCAUCGCUGCCAUACGGCCUCACAGCGGUCAGCUAGAGGUCGCUCGAAAUAUUCGAAACUUUGUGCGUGGUUCCUCCCUUCUGGAAACGUCUGAAACCAAAGAUCGCACCCGGGCUGGUCUAUUCCAGGACCGCUACGCGAUUCGUGGUGCAUCACAAUGGUUAGGUCCUGGGCUCGAGGAUCUUCUUCUCAGUAUUAAACAGCUCAGUGUCGAGUUGAACUCUACACAAGAUAACCCUGUGAUUGAUACAGAGUCAGGAGAAGUGUACUCGGGAUGCAACUUCCAAGCUGCCUCUGUCACAACAGCAACGGAAAAGACACGCCUAGCGUUACAAAUGAUGGGUAAAAUGUUGUUCAGCGUUUCUUCCGAGCUCAUCAACCCCGAUCUGAACCGAGGCCUACCACCCAAUCUCACGGCUGAUGACCCAAAUCUCUCCUUCACGAUGAAAGGUGUUGACAUCAACAUGGCAGCCUACAUGUCGGAGCUUGCAUUUUUGGCAAAUCCAGUUUCAUCGCAUGUUCAAUCAGCAGAGAUGAAUAAUCAACCAAUCAACUCGCUUGCCUUGAUUUCCUCGAGAUAUACCAUGCAGGCGGUCGAGACUUUAUCCCUGAUGUGCGCCGCCCACCUUUACGUUGUCUGCCAAGCCCUUGACCUUCGAGUGCUCAGUGUCCAAUUCCAGGAUGCGCUGGAUAAGGAACUGGAAAAGAUUACCCGCGAUGUCUGUGAUCAGCUUGCCAGUAAGCACCUAGACUCCUUGCUGGCAUCUUUGUCGAAGGCAGCUCGCAGCUCCUGGUCUACCUCCGCACGGGAAAAUCUCCAGCUCCGUGCACAGCUCCUUGGAAAUGAAGUAGCAAAUCCCCUAAUGGACCUUUUGCAGAAACAUGGCUCCAGUUCUUCUCAGUUUCCGGAUCGUCUUUCUGCAAUUGCAGAAGUCAAGGCUCGUGUUACUGCCGUUUGUGAGACCUUAUAUGCAACGAUGCGAACAGCAGCCUGCUCGGAGCCACAAACCGAGAAGUAUCUUGGAGACGCGUCUAAGCUACUCUAUCAAUUUAUUCGACGCGAGUUGCAGGUGCCCUUCCAUACGGGGCGGACUGAGCACCCAACUGUGGAAGAGGGACUCAAACUGAACCGGGAACGCAAGACAGUCGGGUCCUGGAUCUCUAUUAUCUACCAAGCCAUUCGCGGGGGCCAGAUUACGACUACACUGAUGCAGUUGGCGGAUUGCUUUCACCAUUGCCGGGAGACAAAAGUGGUGAAGUAA
Messenger RNA from Penicillium canescens, 2148 nucleotides. RefSeq lists its product as uncharacterized. Lineage: Eukaryota; Fungi; Ascomycota; Eurotiomycetes; Eurotiales; Aspergillaceae. The record is from RefSeq and is a predicted model, not a curated record. Gene Ontology annotation, molecular function: ammonia-lyase activity. Gene Ontology annotation, biological process: L-phenylalanine catabolic process. Gene Ontology annotation, cellular component: cytoplasm. The coding region runs from base 1 to 2148 and encodes 715 amino acids. The transcript is spliced from 3 exons.